AAGGAUGAAAGUGUUGCAAAAAGUCAAUUAAUAACCCACUAUAGAUCCAAAACACCGGCCAGUGGCCAGAGAGGAGAGAGAGAAACCAAAAACAGAGCAACUAGUCUAUAGAUACCAAGAAAGAAAUACAAGAGAGAUGGUGAGCAAAACAGAGGAAACCCAAUUGAACAGCCUUGAAAAUCAGGUUGACAAUGGAGGAGGAGGUGUUUGGGAGUAUCUUUGCCUUGUCAGGAAGCUCAAAGUUAGGCGUUCAGAGAAAGUCUUGAAGCAUGGCUUGUCGAUCUUGAAUGACCCCAAAAAAAGAUCUGCUCUUGGCCCUGAAGAAUGGACUCUAUAUGAGCAAGUAGCAAUUGCUGCUAUGGAUUGCCAAUGUCUUGAUGUUGCCAAGGAUUGCAUAAAGAUUUUACAGAAAAAAUUUCCAGAGAGCAAAAGGGUUGGCAGGCUGGAGGGCAUGUUGCUUGAAGCAAAGGGAUCCUGGGCUGAGGCAGAAAAAGCUUACUCAAGCCUUUUAGAGGACAAUCCACUUGAUCAAGUAAUACAAAAGAGGAGAGUAGCCAUGGCAAAGGCUCAAGGAAAUAUUUCAGGGGCUAUUGAGUGGCUUAAUAAAUAUCUUGAAAUAUUUAUGGCAGACCAUGAUGCUUGGAGAGAACUUGCAGAGAUAUAUGUCUCCCUACAAAUGUACAAGCAGGCAGCAUUCUGCUAUGAGGAGCUUAUUUUAUCUCAACCUACAGCACCAUUAUAUCAUUUGGCCUAUGCUGAUGUGCUUUACACACUUGGUGGACUAGAAAACCUUCAGACUGCCAAGAAAUAUUAUGCAUCCACUAUAGACUUGACAGGGGGUAAGAAUACCAGAGCACUUCUUGGAAUUUGCUUGUGCACCUCUGCCAUAGCACAGCUUUCAAAAGGAAGGAACAAGGAAGACAAGGAGAGUCCAGAGCUCCAAUCUUUGGCAGCAACAGCCUUGGAGAAAGACUACAAGCAGAGAGCUUCCGACAAACUUGGCCUACUUACUUCUGCUUUAAGAAGUUUGAAAAUUUAAUCUUAAUGCCGAUGACAUUGAUUGAAGGCUUUUAAUUAUUGCCCCAUACUCUGAAAUUGAAAAGGGGAUGAAGAUAAUUUUCCAGAAUUGUUUAGGUUUUUGCUAAAUCUCUAAGUUAUUUGUUUCUAUUCAUGUGUUUUUCCCUUCUAGUCCUCCAUUGGAGGGCUUGAAUACAGCAUAGAAACCUACAAAUGUUAUGAGAAAAUUUUCCUUUCCUCCAGCAUAAUGUUGGAUUA
Messenger RNA from Theobroma umbraticum, 1275 nucleotides. Its product is annotated as Protein prenylyltransferase superfamily protein. Gene Ontology annotation, molecular function: protein binding. Lineage: Eukaryota; Viridiplantae; Streptophyta; Magnoliopsida; Malvales; Malvaceae. The record is from RefSeq and is a predicted model, not a curated record.